Molecule: messenger RNA, 5834 nt
Organism: Myodes glareolus (Bank vole)
Lineage: Eukaryota; Metazoa; Chordata; Mammalia; Rodentia; Cricetidae
Source: RefSeq, a predicted model, not a curated record
GCCCCUAGAACCGCCCUCUUUCCUCUCCAGGAGCGGCCGGCAGUCCAGGCAGGCGUGCGCUGCGCGGCACUCAGCCGAAAGAACUCGGGACGCCGAGAAGCUGGGGACAGCGCAGACUGGCAGGGCAGGGAGAGAUCGAGGAUCCCCCUGUGGGCCGGUGGACCCCCGGGCCCUGCUUCCCACAGCUGGCGGCCUUGGGGCCGCCAGGAUUGCUCAGUGAGGGGCUUCCGGGCUAUUGGUGCCAAGGCUACAGCUGAUCUCUCUGGACCAGCAUGUUGGCAUCCUGGACUCCUGGCUUGUGGCUGCUCGGGCUCUGGGCCACCUUCAGCCAUGGAGCAAAUAUAGGUGAGCGAUGCCCAUCUUCCCAGCAAGAAGGACUCAAACUGGAACACAGUAGUGACCCAUCAGCCAACGUGACUGGCUUCAACCUAAUCCGCCGACUGAAUCUCAUGAAGACAUCUGCCAUCAAGAAGAUCCGCAACCCCAAAGGGCCACUCAUCUUGCGACUGGGAGCUGCCCCACUGACCCAACCCACACGAAGAGUGUUCCCUCGGGGACUGCCAGAGGAGUUUGCCCUGGUCCUGACAGUCCUACUAAAGAAGCAAACCUUCCGGAACACGUGGUACUUGUUCCAAGUGACUGAUGCAAAUGGGUACCCACAGAUCUCCUUGGAAGUCAACAGCCAGGAGCGGAGUCUAGAGCUCCGGGCACAGGGCCAAGAUGGUGACUUUGUAUCCUGCAUCUUCCCAGUGCCCCAGCUCUUUGAUUUGCGCUGGCACAAGCUGAUGCUGAGUGUGGCGGGUCGUGUGGCCUCUGUGCAUGUGGACUGCAUCUCAGCCUCCUCCCAGCCCCUGGGGCCCUGGCAACCCAUUCGGCCUGGGGGCCAUGUAUUUCUGGGCUUGGAUGCUGAGCAGGGCAAACCUGUUUCGUUUGACCUUCAGCAGGCGCACAUCUACUGUGACCCAGAGCUGGUGCUGGAGGAGGGCUGCUGUGAGAUCUUACCAGGAGGGUGUCCCCCAGAGACCUCCAAGGCCCGUCGGGAUACCCAGAGUAAUGAGCUCAUUGAGAUCAAUCCUCAGACGGAGGGCAAGGUCUACACCCGCUGCUUCUGCUUGGAGGAGCCCCAGAACAGCAAGGUGGAUGCACAGCUAAUGGGAAGAAGCAGCCAGAAGGCAGAAAGGGGGACAAAGGUCCACCGGGAGACUGAAGUCAAUGAGUGCCCACCCUGCGUCCACGGUACCCAGGAGAGCAAUGUCACACUUGGUCCCUCUGGCCCCAAGGGAGGGAAAGGUGAGCGAGGCCUGACUGGACCAUCAGGCCCCAAGGGAGAGAAGGGAGCUCGGGGCAGCGACUGUGUUCGAGUCUCCCCAGAUGCCCCACUUCAGUGUGCAGAAGGCCCGAAAGGAGAGAAAGGAGAAUCAGGAGACUUGGGACCCUCAGGACUCCCAGGCUCAACAGGCCAGAAGGGCCAGAAAGGCGAGAAGGGUGACGGUGGCCUCAAAGGAUUGCCAGGAAAACCAGGCCGAGAUGGUCGGCCAGGAGAGAUCUGUGUCAUCGGACCCAAAGGGCAGAAAGGUGACCCUGGCUUCGUUGGGCCCGAGGGACUGGCAGGAGAGCCUGGCCCCCCCGGCCUCCCUGGGCUGCCUGGGAUAGGACUGCCUGGGUCUCCUGGAGAUCCAGGUGGCCCACCAGGCCCAAAGGGAGACAAGGGCAGCUCUGGGACACCCGGAAAGGAAGGCCCUGGAGGGAAGCCUGGCAAGCCGGGAGUGCCAGGGACUAAGGGAGAGAAGGGUGACCCCUGUGAAGUGUGUCCAACACUGCCUGAAGGGUUCCAGAAUUUUGUGGGACUCCCUGGAAAACCAGGUCCUAAAGGAGAGCCAGGUGAUCCUGCUCCAGCCAGGGAUGGCCUAGGAACUGUUGGACUGAAAGGUGACCGGGGAGAUCCAGGCAUUCAAGGCAUGAAGGGAGAGAAGGGAGAACCCUGUUCAUCCUGCAGUUCAGGUGUUGGGGCCCAGCAUCUUAGGCCCUCUACAGGGGCCAGUGAAGACCCAGACUCCCUUGGCCAUGGUUUACCUGGCCUUCCGGGGAAAUCUGGAGUUCCUGGGCCAAGAGGUCUGAAAGGAGAGAAGGGUAAUUUUGGCGAUGCAGGGCCGGCAGGAGUUCCAGGGCCACCAGGACCAGUGGGACCAGCAGGCACCAAAGGGGCAAAGGGGGAGCCUUGUGAGCCCUGUGCAGCCUUGUCCAGGAUUCCGGAUGGGGACAGCCAUGUGGUUCACUUGCCCGGCCCAGCUGGAGAGAAGGGAGAGCCUGGUCCCCCAGGCUUUGGAUUGCCUGGGAAGCAGGGCAGAGCUGGAGAGCGUGGACUCAAGGGCCAGAAGGGUGAUGCUGGAAAUCCAGGAGACCCCGGAAUGCCAGGCACCACUGGGCAGCCUGGAAUGUCUGGAGAGCCUGGGGUUCGGGGUCCUGCUGGACCAAAAGGAGAAAAGGGCGAUGGCUGCACUGCCUGCUCUAGCCUGCAGGGGGCGUUGACCGAUGUAUCAGGACUGCCUGGGAAGCCAGGCCCCAAGGGAGAGCCAGGUCCCGAAGGUGUGGGCCGGCCUGGGAAACCAGGCCAGCCUGGUCUACCAGGAGUUCAAGGGCCCCCAGGACUGAAGGGUAUUCAGGGAGAGCCUGGACCUCCAGGCACCGGUGCUGAGGGACCCCAGGGCGAGCCUGGAGCCCAAGGUUUACCUGGCAUUCAGGGACUUCCGGGACCUCGGGGACCACCUGGCUCAGCUGGAGAAAGAGGUGCCCAGGGACCUCCAGGACCCAAAGGAGCCACAGGACCCAUGGGACCUCCUGGUACUAGUGUCUCUGGGCCUCCGGGCCAAGAUGGGCAGAAAGGAGAGAUUGGCCUUCCAGGAGCCCAAGGGACACCAGGUGAAAAGGGAUCUCGAGGAGAGAAGGGUGAACCUGGAGAGUGCUCCUGUACUUCUCGGGGAGAGGCCAUCUUCUCUGGCAUGCCGGGUGCUCCGGGACUGUGGAUGGGCAGCUCCUCGCAGCCGGGCCCGCAGGGUCCCCCAGGUGUCCCUGGACCACCAGGUCCCCCCGGAAUGCCUGGACUGCAGGGAGUGCCAGGACACAACGGUUUGCCAGGGCAGCCUGGGCUCACCGCCGAGCUGGGAUCCUUACCCAUUGAGCAGCGCCUCCUUGAGAGCAUCUGUGGAAACUGUGCCCAAGGCCAGACGGCCCAUCCGGCCUUCCUCCUGGAGAAGGGAGAAAAGGGAGACCAGGGCAUCCCUGGCGUGCCAGGCUUUGACAACUGUGCCAGGUGCUUUAUGGGAAGGGAGCGCCCCAGAGCAGAGGAAGCCAGGGGAGACAACAGUGAGGGAGAGCCCGGCUGUCCUGGGAACCCUGGCCUGCCUGGUCCUCCAGGGCUUCCAGGUCAAAGAGGAGAAGAGGGACCACCUGGCAUGAGAGGCUCCCCAGGUCCUCCAGGCCCUAUUGGCCCCCCAGGUUUUCCUGGUACUGUUGGCUCCCCCGGACUGCCUGGCCUGCAAGGAGAGCGAGGCCUCACAGGCCUGACUGGAGACAAGGGAGAGCCGGGUCCUCCAGGACAACCUGGCUACCCAGGUGCCAUGGGACCCCCAGGAUUGCCUGGCAUCAAGGGAGAGCGAGGAUACACCGGCCCUGCAGGAGAGAAGGGCGAGUCGGGCCCACCAGGAUCUGAAGGCCUUCCAGGUCCCCAAGGCCCAGCGGGUCCUCGAGGAGAGCGAGGCCCCCAGGGGAGCUCUGGUGAGAAGGGUGACCAGGGAUUUCAAGGCCAGCCAGGCUUUCCAGGUCCACCGGGUCCGCCAGGAUUCCCAGGCAAAGCUGGAGUCCCUGGCCCUCCUGGUCCCCAAGCAGAGAAGGGCAGUGAAGGGAUUCGAGGCCCAUCGGGCUUGCCUGGUUCCCCUGGGCCACCAGGCCCUCCCGGGAUUCAGGGCCCUGCUGGGCUGGACGGACUGGACGGGAAGGACGGCAAGCCUGGCCUGAGGGGGGACCCAGGUCCCGCUGGCCCUCCUGGACUCAUGGGACCCCCGGGUUUCAAGGGGAAAACAGGGCAUCCCGGCCUCCCUGGGCCUAAGGGUGACUGCGGAAAACCAGGUCCCCCUGGCAGCAGUGGCCGGCCAGGUGCAGAGGGUGAGCCUGGUGCCAUGGGACCCCAGGGACGACCAGGACCUCCAGGUCAUCUUGGGAACUCUUGCUGGAGAAGGGACACGGAUACACAGAACCAAAAGCAGCCGGGAGCUUGAUGUGUCUGAGGGACCUGAAGACCGUCACACUGGGGUAGCUUGAUACAUGUGUGACCAGAAAAGCUGAACUUUGAAAAAGCUACCUCUGGGGUGGGUUCAGACAGGCAUACCCAGGAAAGGGCUGGUAAGUGGCAGGUGGGUGGCUGGGUGGUGGGAAGGGAGAGGGAACAGAGGGCUCAGGAGAUCUGGGAUGCACUCAGAGGUGGGGAGCUCGCUUUGAAGCAAGGGCGAGCUGAGUGGUGGAAAGAGAGGGACCAAGAAGUUCUGCUGAGUGCCUGGGUGGGCAGGUGGUGGUUUUGCCAUUAGGGGGAAUUGGAGAACAUGUUUAUUUAGCAAUGCUGUAUUUUUCCAUCCACUUUUCUCAUCAGUGACACAAAUGACUGCCGAUUGUGGCCUUUGAUCAGUGUGACGGCACCAAGCCGACAGGGCUCCCGAGAAAGCAAAUCCACUGGCGUGCUAGUAUAGCAUGGCUGUAUAAUUUUCAGGAGGCGUUUGGGAACAUUGAAAAUAGCUCAUGACAAAAAACAAAAAAAACAAACAAAACAAAAAAAACCCAGGAACUCUCAGGUCACCGUUUUGUGUAUCUCAAGGAGUACAGAGGCUCUGUUCUGGGGACCCCAGGUCUCCCCUCCAGUCCUGUUCACAUUAAGUAUGAAAGAGUCAUACCCUGGACGGUGGGCCUGGUAGAGAUUCCGUAGGGGGGCUAUGGGUGAGGACCUGAUGGGCUCCCCUGUCAUUCCUCUCUUCAGCCCUGGUCCCUGCUAUGUGCUGGUCCCAAUGAGGAUCCCCACCCCAGGAGUCUUACAUGAGUAGUAUAGGCGCUAUGGCGCCAGAAUGUUCUGGAAGGGGUGUGGAGGAAUGUGCUCUGGGGAGGAGAUGAGCACUCUCGGGUUCAGAGAAGGUAUUGCUCUGCUGAAGGAGGUGAACUUUAGACUGUGGGCGUCUCAGAUACAGCCCUAGCAGUGUCAGGAGAGGACGACCCCAGGGGUUAGCGUGUCGUUGCUUCUCAGAGUGUGGGGCUCCAGAGCUUUCCCAUGUGGAUGCUGAGUCAGCCUUUUGUUCUGUCCCCAAAGGUCUCCCACUUCUGUGAUAUGAAAAAGGGCUUUGGAGAUAGCUGGAUUCCCUCCUGUGAAUGUAGGGAAUGGGGACAUGGUCUCUGGUACAUGUUGUCCCUGCCCUUCACCUCUACUGUGUAAAACCUGGCUGCUGGUUUUACCUCCUCCACAAAACAACAGGAGGCUGGACUGCCUUUAGGAAGCACAGGGUCUCGGGAGAGGUCCCUGCUAGUGGUUUGUUCUCCCCUGCCUUUGGCCUCUGCACCUCACAACCUAGGUGCACCCAUCAGCGAGCACUGGGCACACGGUCCUGUCUAUUCAGCCCCUCCCACCUCUGCUCUGGAACCAGAGCUCCUGGUAGAAGUUCAAGUGUAAGAUCAGAAGGAAGGAGAGAUUUCAGAAGGAGAGCAGAGCUAAUGCAGUGUAGGGAUGUUCCUGCUGCCGCCUACACCCCCUCCAGCCUGGGUUUUCGGCUAAAGCCCUUACCAUGCCUUGACUCCCCUGU